ACAAAAGCAAUAAUUCGUUGCUAUGGGGAAUAAUAAACAACAAAAAAUUUAGUCAGAAAAUUUUCUGAAUAAUGGCAGAUUUGCAAGAACCCCUUUUUGUUCCUGAAGAAGUAAUGAAACAGGCUGAGGCAGCAUGUCUUAGUUUGCUGCCAAGAAAAUCUAAAGACAAUUACGACAAAGAGUUCCGCCAGUUUGAAGAAUGGAGGGAACAGCAAGGUCUGAAUGGAGUCAACGAAGAGGUCAUGCUGGCUUAUUUCCACAAUUACAGAAGAAAAUUGGCACCUUCUUCGAUGUGGACGAAAUAUUCCAUGGUAAAAAGUACUUUGAAGGUAUAUAAGAAUGUCGACAUAUCAAAAUAUGGAAAACUGAUCAGCUAUCUGAAGAAUGAAGCAAGGACUCACAAACCUAAAAAGGCGAAGACUUUGGAAAGAGAACAUGUAGAGAAGUUUUUGACACAGGCACCUGAUAGUAAAUACUUGAUGAUAAAGGUUGCAUUGGUAAUGGGGAUAUCAGGUGCAUCAGGUGCCUGUCGUUGUGAUGAAAUCACCAAACUGACAGUUGAUGAUAUUGAAGAUAAGGGAGGAUACUUAUAUGUCUCCAUACCCGACUCGAAGACAAAUGUGUCACGAAGUUUUACUAUCAUGACAGAAGGAUUCUCUAUAAACAUUCUGGAGCUGUACAGGAAAUAUGUUUCUUUGAGACCCAAGAACGUUUCACACCGCAGAUUUUUCGUGAAUUACCAGAAAGAGAAAUGCACUAUCCAGGCAGUUGGUAUAAAUACCAUAUCUAAGGUACCCCAGGCAGUUGCUUCCUUCUUGAACCUACCCGAAGCCCACUCAUAUACUGGACACAGCAUGAGACGUGCGUCUGCAACUCUUCUGGCAAACGCAGGAGCCAAUAUAACAACACUGAAACGCUACGGUGGAUGGAAAUCGUCCACGGUGGCCGAAGGCUAUAUCCAAGAUUCAGUCAACAACAAAAUCGAUAUAGCCAAAAAGGAUUCAAGGAGGCGCCAAAAAAAAAGUCGUUGA
This is a messenger RNA of Photinus pyralis (common eastern firefly), 1031 nucleotides long. RefSeq lists its product as uncharacterized. The record is from RefSeq and is a predicted model, not a curated record. The transcript is spliced from 2 exons. Bases 72 to 1031 code for a protein of 319 amino acids. Gene Ontology annotation, biological process: DNA integration; DNA recombination. NCBI's taxonomy places the organism in Eukaryota, Metazoa, Arthropoda, Insecta, Coleoptera, Lampyridae. Gene Ontology annotation, molecular function: DNA binding.